Molecule: messenger RNA, 2107 nt
Organism: Schistosoma curassoni
Lineage: Eukaryota; Metazoa; Platyhelminthes; Trematoda; Strigeidida; Schistosomatidae
Source: the annotation of a GenBank genome assembly
UCUGGAUCUACUACUGUUUAUUUUAUACAUUAGAACAAAGAAUAAAUAAACGAAUUCCUACAUAAAGACACAUGAAAAUUCGAUUAUUAUCAAUUAUAACAAUCAUUAUACAAUGCAUUCCAUCCAUCUUAUCAGCUACGUCGAGUAAUCAAAAAGAAAGUUCAUCAUCUUAUUAUUAUGUGGUACGUUCACCAAAAAUUGAAAAACGAUCAUAUACAGAAGAUGAAGCAUUAACACAUCAGAAAGAAAAAACAAAAAUUGAUACUGCUAUUCAAACAUAUACAAAAACAACAAAUACAUCCUCUUCACUUUUGUCUCCAGCAUCAUUAUCAAUAACAUCAUCAUCAUCAUCAUCUUAUGGUAAUAAUGUGAAAAAGAAUAAUGGUGCAUACAGUGUUAAACCUAAUGUAACUAUGAAUGCAGAAAGUAUAUAUCAAGAUAAAAAUUCAUUGAAAUAUGUGAAAACUGUAAAAAAACGUCGAGAAAUCAGUGAAGUUAUUAAACAUAUACCAAAAUCGACAUAUAAUCAACAAUCGAAUAAAUAUACUGAUCAGAAUAAGAAAACUAAUAAUUAUAAUGAUAAAAAGGAAACAAAGAAUUACAAUAAUGUUAAGAAGAAAUACACAUAUUCUGAUAGUAGUAGUAGUAGUAAAAGUAAUGACAACAAUCAUCACAAUGAUAAAAACUACAAUAAUAAUAAUAAUUAUAACGGUAAUAAUAAUAACUACAACGGUAAUGACAAUUACAAUAACAAUCACAAUAAUUACAAUGGUAAUAGUAACGAUCGUUACAAUAAUGGCAAUAACUACAAUGGCAAUGACAAUUACAAUAACAAUGACAAUAAUUACAAUGGUAAUAAAAACAAUUAUUACAAUAAUGGCAAUAACUACAACAGUAAUGGCAAUGAUGGUAACAAUAACGACUACUAUUCACAUGAUUACAUCAAAAACACUGGCAGCUACAAUAAUGAUGUAAAAUAUAAUGCUGAAAAUUACAAUCGUGAUUAUACACGCAAUGUUUAUAUAUCUGACAAUAAUGACCGUAGGAAUAAUCGAAAUUCCAAUAGAAAUUACGUGAUUAAAAAUACCAAAUUUAACAAUUAUGCCAACAGAUAUAAUGGUAGGCGAAGAAAUAAUAAAAGAUAUAAUAAUAAUAAUAAUAAUUACAACAAAGCCUAUAAUAACCAAAGACGUUAUAAUGAAAAUCAUAAUAUCGGGAAUAAUAACAAUUACAAUCGUAACGGUAAUCAAAACUAUCAGAAUGGUUAUCGUGCUUACAAGUACAACUAUAAUGGUAAUAAUAAUAAUGACCGGAAUAAUUUCGAUGACAAAUCUAAUUACAAUUACAAUAAUGAUCGUAAUAACCACAAUAACAGACAGAUUAAUCAAAAUGUCAAUUAUAAUAUCAAUAACAAUGACGCUUACAAUGGAUAUGAUAAUUACAAAACCAACAAUCAUCCUGAACGUAAUAUACCCUAUCAAAAUAACAAUAAAUAUAAUAACAUUGAAAAUAAUGUGAAUAAUGAUAAUAGUAAUAAUAAUUAUCAUGAUAUGUACAAUACUAAAGAUUAUGAAACUAACAGAAAUCCUGUUAAUUAUGGUAGUAGUCAUAUUAGAAGUAAAUUAGGUAAACCAGAUUAUUCUACUCCUGCAGAAAGAAAUAAUGAACAAAAUUAUCCAUCAACGCCAAAUACAGCGAAUGAACAAUUAAAUAAUCAAGAAAGUAAUCAAUAUGGGAAAGAAAAAGAGAAAGAUACAGAUUUUAAUCCAUUAGGACAAGAUGAUAAUCCCAUGUCCGGUUUAAAUCCUUUUGGUGGUUUGUUCAGUUUAGGACAAAUGGGAAAUGGAGGGUCAGGUUUUUAAAUUUUAUGCUAACUAAAUGAUUAACAAUUACUCAAAUUCAUGGAUAUAUUGUGACAAAAAUAUGUUUUAUUUUUAAAAUAUCUUUCUUCAACUGAUAUCAUAUAAACAGUUAAUAAAAAGCUUAUUUAUUAAGCUAGAUUUUUCCAGUCAAAAUGAUUUAAUAUUUGUAAUUGAAUGUCAUGUUUGUAUGUUUAUCAUGUUUUUUUUUCUAAGAUCUGAAAUAGAAGUAUGAACUGAUUUGAUGA